Messenger RNA from Onychomys torridus (southern grasshopper mouse), 5855 nucleotides. It is a transcript of the gene B3gat2, whose product is annotated as beta-1,3-glucuronyltransferase 2. The record is from RefSeq and is a predicted model, not a curated record. Gene Ontology annotation, molecular function: galactosylgalactosylxylosylprotein 3-beta-glucuronosyltransferase activity. The coding region runs from base 807 to 1781 and encodes 324 amino acids. Gene Ontology annotation, cellular component: Golgi membrane. NCBI's taxonomy places the organism in Eukaryota, Metazoa, Chordata, Mammalia, Rodentia, Cricetidae. The transcript has 4 exons. Gene Ontology annotation, biological process: carbohydrate metabolic process; chondroitin sulfate proteoglycan biosynthetic process.
GAACACGGGGCUCAGACCCCGCAGGGAGCCGGGGCCCUUCCCGCCUCCGCCCCGCAACCCCUCUCCGCCAGUAGCAGCGCAGCUAUCUUCCCACAGGAGCAUUGGGAGGACGCUGGAGUCUGCAGCGCCCCCGCCCCCUCGCUUUUUCUUUCUUUCCCUGCUUUGGGAUCUUGCUGUCUGGAGCCGGGAGAGGUUCCGAGAAGGAGAGCGAGGGGUGCGAGCGCAGGUUUCUGCCGCGGCGCGCGAACGGAGCUGGGGGCGCAGCAUCCUCAGCGUCCACCCGGGAUCACAGCUGCACUGGCGGACAUGUGACGGAGGAAAGCCCCUCGCAUCCUCUGCCGCCGCCUUCAAAGGGUCCCAGAGCGCUCGCCGAGGCCGGCAGCCGGAGCCUCUUUCCUAGCAGCGGUGCGGGACGGGAGCGGCGAGGCACACCGGCUCGCGGGUUCCAGGCUCGCACUCUGGAAAGAGCGCAGCGGGGACCACCGCCUGGCUCGCAGUCGGCACAACUCCGAGGCCAGCAGAGCGCGGCUGGACUGCGUCCAGAUUCCCGCCGACUUCAACCAGAGUGAUCCGCCGCUCCAGCCAGUCCCUCUGCACCGCCUGGAGUUCCAGAUUGCCCGGAAUCUGCGCCAACCCACACGCCCAGGUCCCCGCAACGCCCUGGGCCGGAUGGAGAGCGCGCCUGCAGCUGAUCCCUGACAGCUGACGCCGCCCCCGCCGUCCGAGCUGCACACCGAGGUCUCCCACCCCGCGGCUAGUCCUUGCUGGAGGGUGCGGGGUGCCCGAGACGCUGGGGAGCGCGCACCAUGAAGUCGGCGCUGUGCAGCCGCUUCUUCAUCCUCCUGCCCUGGAUCCUGAUCGUCAUCAUCAUGCUGGACGUGGAUCCCCGCAGGCCCGCGCCCCAACUCACUUCGCGCCCCUACUUCUCUCCCCACACAGUGGGCUGCGGGGGCUCCCGAGUCCCGCUCCGACGGGGCAGCCUAGGGCGUGACGCUGCCGAGAAGCGCAACGAGUCCCGGCCUCCGUUGCAGCCGGAGCCGCGGUUGCCCACCAUCUAUGCCAUCACGCCCACCUACAGCCGCCCGGUGCAGAAAGCCGAGCUGACCCGCCUGGCUAACACGUUCCGCCAGGUGGCGCAGCUGCACUGGAUCCUGGUGGAGGAUCGAGCCACACGCAGCGAGCUGGUGAGCAGCUUCCUGGCGCGGGCCGGGCUGCCCAACACGCACCUGCACGUGCCCACACCGCGGCGCUACAAGCGGCCGUGGCUGCCGCGCGCCACCGAGCAGCGCAACGCGGGCCUCGCCUGGCUGCGCCAGAGGCACCAGCACCAGAGCGCGCAACCCGGGGUGCUCUUCUUCGCCGACGAUGACAACACCUACAGUCUGGAGCUCUUCCAGGAGAUGAGGACCACCCGCAAGGUCUCCGUCUGGCCUGUGGGCCUAGUUGGUGGGCGACGCUAUGAACGUCCAUUGGUGAAAAAUGGCAAAGUUGUCGGCUGGUACACCGGGUGGAGAGAAGACAGGCCUUUUGCCAUCGACAUGGCGGGCUUUGCUGUGAGUCUACAAGUCAUCUUGUCCAAUCCUAAAGCUGUAUUUAAGCGCCGUGGAUCCCAGCCAGGGAUGCAAGAAUCUGACUUUCUGAAGCAGAUAACAACAGUUGAAGAACUGGAACCAAAAGCUAGUAACUGCACCAAGGUUCUCGUGUGGCACACUCGAACAGAGAAGGUCAAUCUAGCCAAUGAGCCCAAGUCCCACCUGGACACAGUGAACAUUGAGGUGUAGCCGCCAAGACCAGCAGGUGUAGAAGGGGAAGUCUGGAGUUUAGGCUGCAGCUCAUUCAGGUAUUGUUCCUUUUUCUUCAGUCUUUCCUGGCAGCCGAUGGACAUCUGGUUAAACAGCUAACUGGAUGCUACAAAAUGUGUUGUCUCCAUUUGUUCUGCAUGUGUUCUCAAAAACUUAACUGGGAAGAUUUUUGUACAAUGAACUACAUGACACUGAAAAAAAAAACUGAGUAUCUCAUGUAUUGCUGCUCCCUCCCUCCAGCCAUCUCAUAAAUGAUGGAACAGGCUUUAGAACCUGAUGAUUUUGUCAACUAGACCAUUUUGUCAACUAAACAGUCCCAUUUCUAGGCUCCACAACAUGAAAUAUUUGGAAAGGUGGUGGCAGUGUACACUGUAGAAAAUAAAACCCACAAAUAAAAAAGGUGUGUGGAUUCAUCUGUUUAAUAUAGGGAAAUAACAUUUUGUCAAUACUAGGCACCAUAAAAUGUAAACACAAUUACUGUCAUAAGCCUGGAUAUACGUUCAAGGAUUAAAAGUGGCUUUGUUUUAGUUACCCUGUGUGCAUAUAGUGCAGAAAAAAGGUCUUCAUGAUAGCACUAUGUACAUGAGAGGAGGUCCAAAUUACAAGAGGCAGCAAAAAUCUGAAUUCUUGAAACCUUCAUCAGUUUGACAGUAACAUCCAGGUUUAUCUUCCUUUCACUAACCACAUUCCCUGUUAAGCACAUCGUAACAACAGCACAGUGAAGUGAGUGAUGGAGAAAAGAAUUUGAUACACUAGAAAACAGUGCUCAGUGAUACAUUUACAUUCUAUUUAUAUGAUUAGACAUUUGAUCAUACAGUACCUUCCUACAGGAUUACUGGCUAAUUUGGGGUUGGGGUUUAUACUGUUAGAAGUAUUACUAACAUGAUAACUACUUCCCUUAUAUGCAAACAUCAGAGCUAUAAUUUUGAGAAUAAAACCGAUUAUGCAAGUUAACUGAGCAGCUUCUCAAUGUGGCUUAUGACAUCAUGGGAAAUAUGAGCAAAGCUGCCCUCCACAGAAGAUGGUUUCUCAACCUGCUUUCACAUCUAAUUUAAUCAGCACAGACCAACACGGUCAAUCAGGUAAUUCUUAAUGUGAACAAAUGGGGUUAAAGAAAAUACAUAUGUACAUGAAUAAACGGGAACUAGAUGCCUUUGUAGUGAGGAAUGUCGGGUGUUGGUUUUGGAUGGAACUCUGUUGCAGCUUUUCACUUCCACAGUUGUGUGCUCAGAGUCUGCCCAGAUGAGCUUCCAGACCACCCUGCUGUUGUGCUGGGGGGCUGGCCAAAACCUGUGGGAGGGUUUGCACUACUGAGACUCAUGCCAGCCAUCUGCUGAUUCAUCUGUGAAACACAUAAAAGGCUUAGUUUACGAGGAUUGUUCACUUUUCACUCUUGAUUCUUAGCUUCAGACAGACAUUUCAUCAUUAAUAUGAAAAGGAGUUAAGGAAGAGAUGGAAGUAGACCACACCUAAGAAUCUCUAUUGAAUCAAAUAGCUUUGUUCCUUGUUUUUCCCUGUGUUUAGCACUACUUAGGAAGUAACCCAUACUUAAUUCACUUUCUAUAUUCAAAUUUGUAUCCCAAAAAUUAACCACAAUUGAAAAAAUACCAAAGUAAUCUUUGAAUUUGAAUGUGAGCAUAUGAGCCCAUCACUUCAAUUACAUGAGGGUAUUUCUUGGACUGAGAAAUGUUAAAAAUUUAAAACAUCUUAAAAUUACCCUAACAUUUCACAAAAUACCUGUAAUUCUCUACUAACAUCCUAAAUGGCUGUAGUAUACUUUACAACAUUAAAAAGGUCAUAUAGCAUAUGUUUUAACAGCUAAAAUUAAAUUUCAUUAUGCACUAUAAAAUAAAAGAUUACAUGUAUUUUUCUUUCAGGCUGCAGUCCAGUAUAUUUAUCAGCCUCUUAGCUAACCCAGUGGUUCUCUUACUACCAAGGCUGAUGAUGGAACAGGAAAGGCAGGAUUUACCAUAACAUAGUUCCAAGCCUACAAUCAGUGUUAAGGGUGUUCUUUUUACAGGGUUUUUAUAUGAUACAAUAACCACGUCAGCACUCCAAUGUGUCUAAAGGCAGGCAGAUCACAUCUUCCCUUCUGCUCACAGAUACUCUCAAGGCCUUGCUGACAGCACUGUGGUUCUUCACUGGCUCAUCUGUAAUUUAACCUGAGCUGAGUGAACCUCAGCAUCUUUGCCACAGAAAAGCUGUUAAUAACAUCUGGCUCUUAUAAUUUCUGAGGUUUCCAGUGCAUACACAUGUAGUUCAUGUAUUCCAAUAAACCACAAUGGUAAGAUAUUUGGUGACUUUGCUAAUGUUAGAAAUCACUCUGAAGGUGAAACUUCUGGUCUUACAGAAACCAAGACCAUGAUGAUGCAGGAAAGGGAAUGCUAACAUGAACAUUAAUUCAAAAGCCUCUGUCUGUAGAGCUACAGAAGUCAGAACAACAUUCAAUACAGAAAUGUUACUCUUUGGCUUAAAACUAACCCAGAGAGACAUGAAUUUAUCAGUGACUACCUGAGGUAAGCAGUCCCUAUGAUGACAUAGGGACUCUUGAGCUAAUGGAUUGUUCCUCAUAAAAUCACAGGCAGUAACCAUAUGACAGAGACAGCCUUGAUCCCUCAUUAAACUGUGCUUUGAGAAUAUGAAGCUGGAUUUCUUUCUCAUUGGUAAGAGUUAAGCAAAAAGGAUCCAAGCUUACUUACUGGUAGAGACAGACUGGUCUAAGUGGACUUUUAAAAGAACCCACCCAGGAGCAGAAUAAGCUGGUACUAAGCCUUACAGGUAGCAGAAGAGGAUGUGGUGUCUCUCAUAUGCUGUGAAAGAUAACUUCUAGGUAGUACAGGUAGAUUAGGCACGUACACCAUUACAACAUUAUUACAGGCUGAAAUGGGAAAAGGAAAAUCCUAACAUUUAUUUACAGAAUACUCUUAAAGUAAGGACAGUAACAAGUCAUUUAUCUAGCUGAUAAAACCUCAUGACAUCUAUAAACACUUGGAUCUAAUCAAACUUAUCUCUAGUCAAUCCUUUUGCUACAUAUUAGAUUUAAAAACAAACUACUCAUAAUAUACAUAUAGUCUCUUGGAUUUUGAGAUGAUAGACAGUUUAUGAGCCCUACCUGUGAGAGGUUCCACUGAGGCUGCUGAGCUUGUGGCAUGCCAAACUUACUCUGCGGUGCACCCAUUUGUCCUACCAUUCCUCCUUGAGGGCCAACAACAUUCUGAGGAAGUGGCAUCACUCCAGUCUGUGCAUUUCCCAUAAACCCAUUGGGCAUGGGCAUGCCCACCAUCAUGCUUGUAUUCUGUCCCAUCAUAUUUCCUAUGAGACCGGGAGCCGCAGGCACUGGUACGCCCAUGGAAGGAAAACCUUGAAAUGCAGUUGCUGCUUGUGAGGUAAAUGGUAUAUUUGUGGAUCCCAUAAACACACCUGUAUUGUAAGAACCAUGAAUUAAAACAAACCAACAAACCAAAAUACAAAACAAAACAGAUCAAGGAGAGGCUCUUGUAUAUGCCUGCACUCAUCUCCAGAUACAGAAAUGGGUCAUAAAACAACCCACACCUCAACCUUGAGAGCCUGUUAGUUCCAUAAUGCAGACAGAUGUACAUCUAUUGUGAAAGCCAAAUCACAACCUGAGAUGCUGCUCCUGCUGACUGGCACCACUGCUCUCUCACAAAACAACCAGGCAGGAAGAGAGGUGGUUAUUUGCUUUUAAGAGGAAGUAGGUAAGUGGCUACGCAGUUUCAGUGUAUAUAUGAGAUGAGCUUAUUUUGGAGAAAAGGGUCUGAUGGAUUAAAACUGAAUGAAUUGUAUGCUUAUAUUUCACUAUAAUGAUAAGGCAUUUCCAAGUUUUGCAUCAUUUUAUAUAUAUAAUUUCUGACUGCUUGUUUUAUUUGUUUGCCUGAAGAGGAAAUAGAGUGUACACAAAGUCAAACUUCAUGUAAAUCAAAUUCCAAUAAUUCUUCAAAGAUAAUUCAUGUCCUAUAAACUUGUAGAACAAUAUUAAGUGAUUUGUGAGCAACCUGUCAAGUCUCAAAUGAAUAAAGUUUUGUGACUCCUAUA